Dovyalis caffra is the source of this 353-nucleotide messenger RNA. The record is from the annotation of a GenBank genome assembly. Lineage: Eukaryota; Viridiplantae; Streptophyta; Magnoliopsida; Malpighiales; Salicaceae.
AAUACAUGCAAAGUGGUAGGGCAACUGAAAAGACCGAUGUUUAUAGUUUUGGGGUCCUGGUGCUUGAAGUACUGAGUGGAAAGCGGCCAACAGAUGCAUCAUUCAUUGAGAAGGGCCUGAAUAUUGUUGGUUGGUUAAAUUUUUUGAUCACGGAGAACAGACCACGCGAAAUUGUUGAUCUAAACUGUGAAGGGGUGCAGGUAGAAAGCCUUGAUGCCCUGCUUUCAGUUGCCACCCAGUGUGUUUCUUCAAGCCCAGAGGAUAGACCCACCAUGCACAGGGUGGUUCAAGUGCUUGAAUCUGAGGUCAUGACCCCAUGUCCAAGUGACUUUUACGAUUCCAACUCUGAUUGA